GCUGUUCGAAAAACCAAAAUCGUUCAGGGUGGCGCGUUGCACGUAGUUUGUGGUACCUGUAUUUAUUUCCACAGAUCUGACAAUAACUGAUGGCAACCGGGAGGCUUGUGAAGCGAAAAAACAAAUCAACGAGUUUCCAAACGUUAUUUGAUCAAAUUCUGUGCCGAUCAGAUAAGUUAUAUAAAGGAUCUGUAAAGUCAGAUGAAAAUAUACUCCAACUACUAGAUGUUUUGGACAAUUGUCGUAAUAAGUGGAAAAGUACUUUCAUAAAACUGUAUUCCGUUCUGCGCGUUCAAAAGUCAGAAGUUAAGCGAUUGACAAAUUUACAGGCCCAUACCCAGGCUAUGUUCGAAGCUGAAGUUCAGAAACGACGUCGUAUAGAACGAUCAAGGAAAUCUCUUGAACACAAGAUUAAUAUGAUAAGACAAGUGCUGCUCGUUAAUGAUGUUGAUAGCGCCAGACGUCAUCUUGAUGCGAUUGACCUUUCCACGAAUGAAAUCAAUCAGUCUUGUAAUGAAUGGUCAGUAGGUUCUUCAAUCGGACACGUCAAUACACCUGUUGAUUCAGAGUCUGUUGUCAAAAAAGGCCGUAAUAGCGGUCGCAUAUCGAAAAAAUUGGGUAGAGCCAGUUCAGUCAGUCAUACUGGUGCUGCCAGACGUUCUGCUACAAAACAAGAAUUACGAUGUGCUUCUGUGCAAAAGUUUAUCGUACGUCGUUCAGGAGAAAGUUUAUCCUCAAAAUCUCCACAGAAUAGUGCACAGAGACUAGGAACCAUAAAUCGUUUAAAUCGUCCUCACAAUUUUGUUUCACGAACUGUAUUACGAAUGGAAGUGUGUAGUGCAUGUGGUCGCCGGAUUACUUUUGGUAAAGCUUCUUACAAAUGCUUAGUUUGUCGUCUUGUAGUACAUCCGGCGUGUCGACAAAUGCUUAUUCAAACUUGUGUACCACCGAGUGUACCACGUGCAAAUUUCACUUCUCAAACAAAUGGUCGCAAUCUACCAACACCCCAUCACAUUUCUGCGUACAUUCCUAUUUCACCAUUAACACAAACUCAAACUCAUGGUUACGGAGAUCCACUACUUUCUAGUCCGACAUUUGCCAAUAGAAUGAGAUCGCGCAAUAUAAGCUUGUCUUUAUUAUGUCCAUCUGAUCAGUUUCCACGAGUUCCUGCACUGGUAAUACAUUGUGUGAAUGAAGUUAUGGCUCGUGGUAUGAAAACUGUUGGACUCUAUCGAGUCUCUGGUUCUGAAAAGCAAGUUCGAGAUUUAUAUGAAAAAUUCCUACGCAGUCGAAGUACACCAAGCUUGGCAUUAAUAGAAGAUAUUCAUGUAGUCUGUGGGUGUUUAAAGUUGUUUUUGAGAAGUUUAGAAGAACCUUUGGUAACUUACCUUCAAAGACCGAAUUUUGUCGGAGCUAGUGAACAGUAUCUAACUAAUCCUACAAAAGCAUAUGAUUGUGUUUUAAAUGUCUUGAAAAAUUUACCGACACCUAAUCGACAUACUUUGUCAUUCAUUAUGCUUCACUUAAAGGCUGUGUCUAAAACAUCGCUAUGUCAAAUGGGUGAAGAUAAUUUGGCAAAAGUUUUUGGUCCAACAUUAGUUGGUUAUUCUUGUCCAGAGCCUCAAGUUAUGCAAGCUAUCUCUGAAACAAAACCACAACAAGAUGUUCUACGAUUACUUUUCAGUCUUUCUGACGACAUCUAUUCAUCGUUUCUAUCGGAUUGGGAUAAUACUUCUGAAAAUAAUAGUGAAACACGUAAAAAUUACUUCACAUCUUUAACUACAGAUAUGAAUUCAUCAGAAAUAACACCUAAUUCACAUAAUAAUAAUAAUAAUAAUCGACUUUGUGACAUGGGAGGAUCUACUCGUAAAGGAUUUUUACCCAAUCUUUUAUCAUCAUUUCGAGAUAUGUCUAGUUAAAAUAUAAUUAAUAAUAAUACACCCCUCUGUUGAUUUAUUUACUAUUGUACUUCUUUGUUAUUUCCACACUACGAAAGAACCAUACAUUAUCCAUUUCUAAAGAUUACAUGUAUAAAAUAAAAAGAAUUUAUACAUAUAUUUAGGUUUCUUCAUUUAAUUAUUUUUUUUUACCAUUGUAACUGAUCACUAGUUCAUUGUUUCUUCUUGAAUACUCAACGUGUCAACUGUUGAUAUUUUGAAUAUGAAUAAUCAUUGGCUACAUUUUUUUAUAGGUUCAAUUGAAUAUUUUAGAAUUUCAUCUGAUAUUCUCAUUUAGUGGCCCAAGAUCUGAUUCCAGUUAGAUUGUAUGUUUGUUAUUGAUAAUAUAUAUAUUCUGAUUAUCUCGUAUAUAGUUAUCGACUUAGAUCGUGUUAGUGGGUAUAUCUGAAUUAAAAUAAGUCAAAUGCGGGAAUGGAUUUCGAAUACAUAUUUUGUACAUUCAUCGAAAUGGACAGAAAAUCACAAGUGCGAAGAGAAGGGAGCGAAACGAAAUGAUGCGCAGUGGAGAAAGCGUAUGAGCCAAGACCAUCUAAUCAAGCGUUAAUAGUCACACGAAAAUAAGUUACAUACAUGUGAUGAGUGAGAUAAGAAGUGCACACACACACACACACGCUUAUAUAAAAACAGUCAAGGUCGAUGAGUGAAUAAUUAACAAGGUCGAAACGUGACUCAAGUGGAAUGGACAAAUUGGCCUGUCCAGAAGGUAGAAUAAGUUAUUUGGGCUUAACAUAGGAACCGACACUACAUUCGCAUCUUUUAACAGUCAUUAAGUUAAAAGUAGGCAGACAAAGGAGAUGGUGCACAGAGUUCUAGAUUCAUCUACAUAACGGUAGUCGAUCUAAGGCAUGUUGCGUUAACUCGCAAACUACUAAUCCCCAUGGUAUAUACAAUCUAAGCAUAAAAGCUUACAUAGGUGUAGUUAAAUUUUUUUAAAUAAAUCCGAUGAUGAAAGAACCAUGUAAUUUGCAUGGGUGUUCAGUUUCCUUUCCCAUCUGAAUUUUAUACUUAAAGGUAUUGAUUAUAGGGAAAUCCAACGACAUAUCCUCUACAACGAGAUAUUUUACCAUAAAUACAGUAUACUACUGUGCAUCAAAAUAAGAACUCAAUUAUUUAUGACAGUGGAUUUACAUUAACAGUCCCCGUAUGGGUAUUUUUCUAAAAGCCUGUUUUGUGAUGUAUUGCAACAUGAACUUCGUGUUAAGCCCUAUAUCUUAACGAUAUAGCCCCCUUGCUAUCUCAACCAUAUCAUCUAAUGAGUAUGUCCAGUGAAGCGAAGGAGAAUCUAACUGAUAUAGUGCGACUAUCGCGUGGUUUAGAUCCUGAGUGUAUUACGGAAUACUGAGGAUGCUUUGACUCAAUAUAGAGCUGGCUUAUACAAAAAUGAGAAAAUUACAGGAAAUGCAUACAUACACUUUAUUCCUUUCAUAUAUGUCUGUACCACAGUCCAACCAAUAACACUAUUGUCGUCGAAGACAAAUAUGGUCCAACCAACUGGAGUCCACUAUGUUUCAUCAAAUGAACAGUCUUAAUGGAAUAUAGAAAUAGACCCACAAUCCCCUAAAUAUAAUCAAUAGUGGUAAGUAUUUUUCACUAUAUUUGAUCACAAGUUAUCAAGUAUGGAUUGGAGAAGCAUGGAUGCGAUUCUAUCUUACGCAUUUUUAAUAUGACUGAAUAAUAAAUGUAGAAAGUCAUUGAAAUCUGUCGUGGAGCAGUUGCGACAGCUUUUCAUGCUAAUAGAACAAAUUAAUAGUGUCCCAAGGCCUUUCGCUAUACGCUGCCACUGAUCUUUUGCAUUAUUUAUUACUACUGGGCUACAAUUCUAUUUCCUGUUGAUUUCUCAU
This is a messenger RNA of Schistosoma haematobium, 3799 nucleotides long. It is a transcript of the gene RACGAP1, whose product is annotated as Rac GTPase-activating protein 1. Lineage: Eukaryota; Metazoa; Platyhelminthes; Trematoda; Strigeidida; Schistosomatidae. The record is from RefSeq and is a predicted model, not a curated record. The transcript is spliced from 10 exons. The coding region runs from base 90 to 1919 and encodes 609 amino acids. Gene Ontology annotation, biological process: signal transduction.